This is a messenger RNA of Drosophila elegans, 4530 nucleotides long. It is a transcript of the gene nub, whose product is annotated as protein nubbin. NCBI's taxonomy places the organism in Eukaryota, Metazoa, Arthropoda, Insecta, Diptera, Drosophilidae. Gene Ontology annotation, biological process: regulation of transcription by RNA polymerase II. Gene Ontology annotation, molecular function: RNA polymerase II cis-regulatory region sequence-specific DNA binding; DNA-binding transcription factor activity, RNA polymerase II-specific. The transcript is spliced from 6 exons. Bases 563 to 3730 code for a protein of 1055 amino acids. The record is from RefSeq and is a predicted model, not a curated record.
UCAGCGUUCUGUGGUUAUAGCUCAAGUGCGCGCGCUCCUCGGACUUUUGCAACUUUUGUCCUCCGCGAGAUCUCAUGCGAUACGCCUCGAUCCGAAGAAACCCCUCUGACUUCCCCAAUUUCAACGCUUUCGCGUCGCGAUUUUUGCCGAGCUCUUUUGUGCCACAGUUUUUGCGUUUUGACGACGGCAUUUGCGAAUCGAGUCGCGCUGCGAAUGAGACGCAAUUUCCACUUGCGGAAUCUUCAGAAAUUGUUGAAAAACUAUAGAUUAUAGUUUUUAAAAAGUGUCUACCAUUGUGCAGUUAAAAAAAUGUGAAUGUCAAUUAAAAUCGAUUGAGUCACAAAAAUAUACAUUUUUGGUGGAGCUUGAACAAUUUUUUAAACGAGUAAACAAUAAAGACCAGCCUUUGUCCACUUGACCAACUUGCGGUUAUCGCCUCUAAUCACAAGGUUCCAGAGGUGUUUUUGGAGAACUCUUUCAACGGCUAUCUGCGCCCGGGAGUGAUUACCUAUGUGCUCUAUGCUGUUGCUGCUGUUGGCACAGUUAGCCGUAAACACUGAUUAUGCCAUUGUUGCUAGCAAACUAUUAUCAUUAUCAGCAGCAACUUCAGCUACGACAGCAGCAGCGUGUUGCUAGCAACAACGGCAUGUUACUUGAAUACAAAAGCCAUUGCAAUACAAAUCAGGCUAGCAACAAUUGCAGCAGCAACAGCAGAAGCAGCAGCAACAGCAGCAGCAGCAGCGACAACAGCAACAAUCAGCGACAGCUGUCCGCAGCGGAAGCACUAACAAUGUCAACGCCGACGACAACAUCGAAAUAUAAAAUCAAUGGCGAGGCCACCGAAAGCGUUGCAGCAUCCACACUGCUCUAUCAUCAUACGCACCACAACCAUCAUCAUCAUCACCAUCAGCCGUCACAGCAGCAGCAGCAACAUCAUCAUCAUCAUCAGCAGCAGUUGUUGCUGCAGCAGCAGCUCCUGCAGCAACAUGUGGCCAGCAGUUCGCCGCUGCAACAUCUGAGCAAUCUUUUUGGCCAGCAUUUGCCUACGCACAGUCUGCAGCACUUGAUUGCCGCCGAGUACUGGCAGCAACAUCAACAGCAGCAGCAGCAACAGCUCCCAGCAACAACAAUUAAAAGCGAGCCAACAACUCAAUCAGCAACAGCAACAUCGGUCUUUAGCUUCACGCCGCAGCAACACGUCAAUUUUGCCGCCUCAUUAGUCGCAUUACAGCAAAAUGAUGCCCUGCCCGAGGCAACAAUGGCAACAGCAACUCCGACACCAGCGACAACUGCAGGAGCAGAAACUGCAACGGCAACAGCAAUGGGCCCUGCAGCAGCGACAACAUCAGCAACAUCGCAGGCGCCAACAGCAACACGAGCAGCAGCAACCAUUGACGACAUCGAUGAUGAUGAUGACGACAGCAACAUCGGCAACCACAUGCAAAAUGCAGACGUUGGCAACUUUAAAUUCGAGCCAAGCCAACAGCAUGCCGGGGCUGCGAAUGAAGCCGUCCUAACGAGCCACGAGGAUAACAAAGAUGUAACUUUGACUGCUGUUGACACAAAUAUGCGCGAUGUCAGCGCAAAUCAGAGCAGCUCCUUCGUCUCGUCGUCCCCCGCCUCCUCCACCCUGGUGUCCUGCCCCACCCCCUCCCCCCAGGCGGAAAAGGACGAGGCGACACGGGACAAGAAGCCAACGCUCGAAUUGAAGUUGCAAUCGUGUGAUGAAUAUGUUGAGCAGCCAAAGGAUAAAGGAGCCGAACGGCUGCAUCCAGCUCAGAUUGCCAACAACAAUGCUUCGUCGCCUCUGCAGUUGAAAGUGGAGGAGCAAGAGCAGGAGCAGGAGCAGGAGCAGGAGCAGGGUGCGGAUGAGGAGGAGGAGGGGGAGACAGAGGCAGAGGUAGAGGACCUAGGACUGACCGGAGCAGCAGUUGCUCUCUAUGGCCACUUGAACAAUGCCAGCAAGGAUGUGCGAUAUUUAGAGCAUUGCCUGAAAUUGCAGAACCCAAGUGAUAUCAGUCGUCUGUCGCGUUCGCCGUCGCCACUGCAAUCGAAUGCUUCCGAUUGCGAUGACAACAAUUCGAGUGCGGGCACUUCAAGCGAUCGCUGUCGAUCUCCAUUGAGUCCUGCUCUGUCCUUGACCCACCAGCAGGCCAAGCGCCAGCUGCUGUCGCUGCAGCCCCAUCCGGCUCACCACCACCACAAUCCGCACCACCUGAACCACCUGAAUCACCAUCAGUUCAAGCAGGAGGAGGACUAUGAGGACGCCAAUGGUGGGGCCUUGAAUUUAACCAGCGAUAAUAGCCGUCACAGCACCCAAUCGCCAGCGAAUUCGGUGAAAUCGGCGAUAGUCUCGCCGGUGCCGGUGAUUUCGGUGCCCUCGCCAGUGGCGCCCAUGAUUUCUCCUGUCCUGGCGUCCUCGGGCGGACCGACCACGCCCCCUUCGAUGGCAGCAGCGGCUGCAGCAGCCGCCGCCAUGGCCUCCGGCAUCUCGCCCCUGCUGGCCAUUCCGGGCUUAUCCUCGCCACAGGCACAGGCCCAGGCCCAGGCACAGGCGCAGGCCCAACUUGCCGCAGCCGGCCUGGGCAUGAACAAUCCUCUGCUGAGUGGCUCGCUGUCGCCACAGGACUAUGCCCAGUUCCAACAGUUGCUGCAGCAGCGUCAGGUGGCCUUGACGCAACAGUUCAACAGCUACAUGGAGCUGCUGAGGAGUGGCUCGCUGGGACUGGCACAGGACGACCCGGCACUGACCGCCCAGGUGGCAGCCGCUCAGUUCCUAAUGCAGAGCCAACUGCAGGCCUUAAGCCAGGCCACCCAGCAACUGCAGGCUCUGCAGAAGCAGCAGCAGCAGCAGAGGCAGCAGGAAGAGCCACUGCAGCUGAACCACAAGAUGCAGCAGCAGCCGCGCAGCUCCACGCCACACUCGGCGGUGCGGAGUCCCAUUGCGAUUCGCAGUCCGGCCAGUUCGCCCCACCAGCUGCACCACCAACAUCAGCACCAGCACCACCACCACCACCCGCUGCAGAUCACGCCACCCAACUCGGCGGCCAGCCUGAAGCUGAGUGGCAUGCUGACCCCCAGCACACCCACCAGCGGCACCCAGAUGAGCCAGGGCACCACCACCCCACAGCCCAAGACGGUGGCCAGUGCUGCGGCUGCCCGGGCGGCGGGUGAACCCUCGCCGGAGGAGACCACCGAUCUGGAGGAACUGGAGCAGUUUGCCAAGACCUUCAAGCAGCGGAGAAUCAAGCUGGGCUUCACCCAGGGCGACGUGGGUCUGGCCAUGGGCAAGCUCUAUGGCAACGACUUCUCGCAGACCACCAUCUCACGGUUCGAGGCCCUCAAUUUGAGCUUCAAGAACAUGUGCAAGCUGAAGCCGCUGCUCCAGAAGUGGCUGGAUGACGCCGACCGCACCAUCCAGGCCACCGGAGGCGUCUUCGAUCCGGCAGCCCUGCAGGCCACCGUGAGCACGCCGGAGAUCAUUGGACGGCGUCGCAAGAAGCGCACCUCCAUCGAGACCACCAUCCGCGGGGCCCUGGAGAAGGCCUUCCUGGCCAACCAGAAGCCCACCUCCGAGGAGAUCACCCAGCUGGCCGACCGCCUCGGCAUGGAGAAGGAGGUGGUGCGCGUGUGGUUCUGCAACCGGCGGCAGAAGGAGAAGCGCAUCAAUCCCUCCCUGGACAGUCCCACGGGGGUCGACGACGACGAGUCGUCCUACAUGAUGCACUAAGGGCUCUAGCGGGGUCACUUUUAGGGACAAAGACAGUGCAAUGUGCCGGAGAAAUCAAAGGAAGCUUAGCAACACUAUGAGCAGGUUCAAAGUCGCAAACACAUCAAAUACUAGCAUAAUUCUGUACUACGGACAGGUAUCAACUCCAACACAAAAUGGGGUUGGCUUAUGUUAACUAUUAAUGGUAUUUAUUUUAAUGUAACUGAAUUAUUACAAUCAAUCCAAAAUAUUGCUGUUCAAGUAGACUGGUUAACAAUUGGUUACCUAUGUUCACUUAACCACCAACAUUUUGCAGGUCAUAGGGAAAUGGUAUUGUUUGCUUUCACAAGCAAAUGAUUCGAUUUCUUUAUGGUUUUAUGUGGCGUUUGUGUAUUACUAAUAUUUAAGUACAGUCUAUCCACAAUUUUCAAAGUCAACAUAAUUCCUAAAGCUAAAAACACUUUCCACAUAUACAACAAGUAGAUUACUUUCUAAGCAUAUUUAUUUUUCGCGUGAAUACUGUGAUAAUCAAUUUGAAAGAUUUUAAUUUUAAUUAAAAGAAAAAGAACACAAAGAAAAACAAUAUAAACAUUAAUUAGAUAUACUGUGUAUGUUAUGGGCAAGUAAACUAACAAAAAUAAAACAAAGCAUUAAUUGUAACUUAAGUCCAUCGUAUUUAUGUGUAAAAACCAAUUGAAUUUAUGAAAAAGGAACACAAAACCUUUUACAAUUGUAAAACGUGAAAAACAACACUAGAAUUUUUAAAUGUAUAACUACAAAAAGAGGAACCAAAACUCACACAAAACAAUGAAAUAAAAAUU